AGGAGACUACCUACGAUGCUGCAGGUUCUGUUACCCGCUGUGUGUGUUCGUCGUUCUUGCUGCCUGUGUGGUAGCCUGCGUGGGCUUAGUCUGGAUGCAGGUGGCCCUCAAGGAGGACCUGGAUGCCAUAAAGGAGAAGUUUCGAACUAUGGAAUCUAAUCAAAAGACAUCUUUCCAAGAAAUUCCUAAGCUGAAUGAAGAUUUGGUGCAGAAGCAAAAGCAACUAGAACAAAUUGAGACUGGAGAACUGGGGCUAAAUAAAAUCUGGAUAAAUAUCACAGAGAUCAAUAAACAGGUGUCACUAUUGACCUCAACAGUAAAUCAUCUCAAAACCAACAUAAAGUCUGCUUCUGAUCUGAUUUCUCUUCCUCUCACUGUAGAGAAACUUCAGAAGACUGUAGCGAACAUCGGCAGCACGCUUACCAGUGUUUCUCAUGACGUUGAAAAUAUACAGACAGCUAUUGAAGAAUACAAGAAAUCCAUAGAAACACUCCGGAAUGAUGUGAAGGAAUUAAAACAGGUACCUUCACUUCCCUCCACUGCUGUGCCAAGGACGGAGGGAAAUCAGACAGAAAAUUGGAAAAAGGAAAGCCAGUCACUGAGAGCAGCGUUGCAGGAGCUCAAUAAUACUGUGGUGAAGUACCAAAAAUUGAAUGACAUCAAGCUCCUAAAUAUGGACUUGGACAUUGGUAACCUUAGCCGUCGGGUUGUGCUGUUGGAAAACUCUCCCCUUGGCGUGAAUAAUCUGGACAAAAGAGAGAAUUUGUCUACCAGUUUGGGGAAUGAUGCAACUACCUCUCUAAAAGUGGAAAAUGAAGACCAGGUAGAUAAUGAAACUCUUUCAGAGAAAGAACUGAAGGAAACAGAAGCUAGAGACCCUCAGGUACUAAAACUAAGAGAGAAGCUGCAGCUGAUCAGCGCUCUCACAAGCAAGCCAGAAAAUGACAGACCCCUUGAGACAUCAAAGAAUGUUGAAAGUAGUGCGACUACUACAGCAAAGCCCACAGACCUUCCAAGGCUGGCUUCAAGGUCAGCUGAUGACAACACGGAGAGUAACAGACAGCUGAGGCAUCUGUCCUUACCAGGAAUUUCCAGCUUCAGUGAUCUUCAGAAUUUGUUUCAAAAGGCAACUGGAGGUUAUGAUGGAAAACUAUCAUAUGAAGAUCUUCAGAAGCUGUUUGGCUCUACAGCCCCAGAGUCACAGAGCUUUAAGAAAUUUGACACAGAUGGAGAUGAACAAUACUCAUUACAAGAGCUGAGAUUAGCGUUAGAUGUCUAG
Merops nubicus (carmine bee-eater) is the source of this 1279-nucleotide messenger RNA. RefSeq names its product EF-hand calcium binding domain 14 (gene EFCAB14). Lineage: Eukaryota; Metazoa; Chordata; Aves; Coraciiformes; Meropidae. The record is from RefSeq and is a predicted model, not a curated record. The annotation marks the transcript as partial. The transcript has 10 exons.